AUGACUUCUGUUCUGUACUUCAUCAUCUUCGCAUUCCUCAUCGUUAUCCUCGUCCUUUUCCUGCAGAGCAUAAAUUCCCGAUAUCCGUCCUGGACCUUCGGGCACGGGGGAACUAUAGGACCUGGAGUUUCGAAGCUGCCAAGACCGAGUAACGACUCUGAAGUAGAUAGGUAUGAGGUCAUGUUCUAUGAUUCGCAAGAUAGGGACAGCCACUCAAUGUAUCGCGAAAGCCUACACCGGUGUUUCGGAGCUAACAAGGAUAGGUCUUCUGAAGAACGUAACGGCAUGAGCUGCCGAUUGAAAGAAAUCAGGGAUCUGGAGGAGAUCAAUUCGUCGAACUGGUUCAACUUCAGAGACUGCAGGGAGGUGGAUUUCGAAGAUUGUCUACCGUGCUCGGAGUGCGGCGAUUACGGGUACUCAAACGAAAGUCCUUGUUUCGCAAUCGGUGCCAAUCGGGUACUGAAUUGGCGUCCGAUACCCUACAGAGCUCAAGAAUUACCUCCAGACAUGCCGGACUACUUGACGCAGAUCUACUCGGAGGAAUGUCUGCACGUUUCGUGCGAUGGGGAUUAUCAAGAGAUCGGAUACAGGGCCGCGAACAUUAAGAAUAUCGAAGAGAUCAAUUAUUUCCCCAGUACCUGUAUACCGGUGACGACCUUCCGCGAUUUCUCCAACCAAACGUGUCGAUCGAAAUCCAUUCGAGUGAGCUUCAAGAUACCCGCGAACAUCCCCGUGACGGUAAGAUGUCGGCUAUGGGCGAAGAACAUCGACUACGACUACCGUUUGCGCAAAGGCACCACGACGUUCACAAUCAUGCACGGAACAGAUGCCGGGAAAAUAAGAAGUAGGCUUGGUAAAGCCACAAUGGGUUGA
Molecule: messenger RNA, 873 nt
Organism: Galendromus occidentalis (western predatory mite)
Lineage: Eukaryota; Metazoa; Arthropoda; Arachnida; Mesostigmata; Phytoseiidae
Product: sodium/potassium-transporting ATPase subunit beta-1-like
Exons: 2
Coding region: 1-873 (290 amino acids)
Biological process (GO): sodium ion export across plasma membrane; intracellular sodium ion homeostasis; potassium ion import across plasma membrane
Cellular component (GO): sodium:potassium-exchanging ATPase complex
Molecular function (GO): ATPase activator activity
Source: RefSeq, a predicted model, not a curated record